Salvelinus fontinalis (brook trout) is the source of this 8584-nucleotide messenger RNA. Its product is annotated as neurofascin-like. The transcript has 32 exons. Gene Ontology annotation, molecular function: cell-cell adhesion mediator activity. Bases 354 to 4421 code for a protein of 1355 amino acids. The record is from RefSeq and is a predicted model, not a curated record. Lineage: Eukaryota; Metazoa; Chordata; Actinopteri; Salmoniformes; Salmonidae. Gene Ontology annotation, biological process: brain development; cell-cell adhesion.
AACAGGCUUCUAAUAAUAGGUCAUACUUUCGCAUUGGUAGUGUCAUAUUGCCUAAUGUCUAAGGGGUUUAUGAAUAUUUGAAGAUGUCGAGAUUAAAUUAUGCUGUGAAGGGAUGCCGCGGCUCCGGUAAAGAUGGUAGAUGGUAGAUGUUUUCGGUACAGCCAUCUGCAGUCGUUCUUGACCGGGUGCAGCCUUCUCACGUUGCCGAGCCGAGCCUAAUGCGCUGCGCAUGGAUGGAUGAUGCUGCGGUCGGUUAUUUUUGCUGCUCUGCGCAAAUUAUAAACAGGGUCAGAGCCGUAUCAGGAGCCAACCAGGAGUUGUGACAGGAGAGGAGAGCCAAUCAGAGGAGAGAGAUGUUGGUGCAGGGCGUGCCUUGGGUCCUGUCUGUCAUGUCGUUGCUCCUGCUGCUGUGGCAAGAAGUGUCUGCUAUCGAGGUUCCUCUUGAUCAAAAGAUCCAGCAGGGUUUGAAGCAGCCUCCCACCAUAAUGAAACAGUCAUUGAAGGACUACAUUGUUGAUCCCAGAGAUAACAUCAUCAUUGAAUGUGAGGCCAAGGGGAACCCCGUGCCAAGGUUCUCAUGGCGACGGAAUGGGAAGUUCUUCAACGUGGGGAAGGAUCCACGGGUGACGAUGCGGAAGCGCUCGGGAACGCUGGAGAUUAGCUUCCGGAGCGGAGGGAGGCCAGAGGACUAUGAGGGGGAAUACCAGUGUUUUGCUUCUAACGACUUUGGAACGGCACUGACCAACAAGAUCCUACUACGAGUGUCCAAGUCCCCUUUGUGGCCUAAGGAGGUGUUGGAGCCAGUGGUAGUGGGUGAGGGUUCUUCCCUGGUCUUAGCCUGUAACCCUCCUCCAGGCCUGCCCCCUCCACACACCUUCUGGAUGAACAGCGCCAUGAUGUCUAUAACCCAAGAUAGUCGUGUGUCCAUGGGUCUGAAUGGAGAUCUGUAUUUCUCUAAUGUUCUGGCUAAAGACUCCCACACAGACUACAGCUGCAACGCCCGCUUCCUCUUCACACACACCAUCCAGCAGAAGAACCCCUUCACACUCAAAGUGCAGACCAGUCGUAAGGUAGCAGAGACCCCCCCUAUCUUCCUCUCCCCCACGGGGACUGACAGCUCAAGGAUGAUGGUGCUGAGAGGACAAAAACUACAGCUGGAGUGUAUCGCUGCCGGAGUUCCCACCCCCAGUAUAAAGUGGUUUAAGAAGGGAGGAGACCUGAACCAGAAGGUGAAGCUAGACAACUUCAAUAAGACUCUGCGUAUUGACAGCGUGUCAGAGGAGGACGCAGGGGAGUACAUGUGUAUGGCCAACAAUCAGAUAGGAAGUAUCCGACACUCCAUCUACGUCCAGGUUAAAGCGUCUCCCUAUUGGCUGGACAAGCCGGUCAACCUGGUGUUAGCACCGGAUGAGAACAGUCGUCUGGUGUGUCGGGCCAAUGGGAACCCCAAACCACUCAUCCAGUGGCUGGUCAAUGGAGAGCCUAUGGAGAGCGAUAGCUCCCUGCCCAACCCCAGCAGAUCGGUGGUAGGUGACACCAUCAUCUUUCACUCUGUUCAGAUCGGCAGCAGCGCUGUGUACCAAUGUAACGCCUCCAAUCACCAUGGUUACCUGCUGGCCAACGCUUUCGUCAGCAUACUGGACAUGGCUCCCAGGAUGCUUGGUGCUAAGAACCAGCUAAUAAAGGUGAUAGAGAACAACAGAACCUUCCUGGACUGUCCCUUCUUUGGCUCGCCACUUCCUGAGCUACGUUGGUUUAAGAAUGGUCAGGGCAGUGGUCUGGACGGGGGUCAAUACCGGGUCUACAUCAACGGAAGCCUAGAGAUCAAGCGUGCGCGGGUUGAGGACCAGGGUACAUACACCUGUGUGGCCAGAAACAUCCUGGGCAAGGAGGAGAACCAGGUCCGACUGGAGGUCAAAGAGCCGACCCGUAUCGUCAGGGCUCCAGAGCACCAGUCAGCAAUUAGAGGCACCAUGGCUCGUUUUGACUGCCGGGUCAAAUCAGACCUCACCCUGCCCAUCACUGUUACCUGGCUGAAGGAUGACAAGCCCCUCUCUCUGGGAUGGAGGUUAAAGAAGGAUGAGGAUUCCCUGUCCAUCCCUGAUGUCCACGAGCAGGAUGAGGGAACAUACACCUGUACUGUUAAAUCAGAGAUCGACCAAGACACUGCCUCAGCACGCCUUACUGUGUUAGAGGACGCCUCCCUGUAUCCCUCACAGUCUAGUGCCUUGCCUGCAGACUAUCCUGACCCUCCCAUGGACCUGGAGGUGUCUGACCCUGAAGCACGCAGCGUACGACUGACCUGGAUACCUGGAGAUGACCACAACAGCCCUGUCACACAGUUCCUGGUGCAGUUUGAGGAGGACCAUUGGGAACCUGGCCAGUGGCAGAACCUGUCUAGUUACCCCGGAGACCUCAACUCUGUCAUCCUGCAGCUCUCUCCCUUCGUCAACUACCAGUUCAGAGUCAUCGCUAUCAACUCUGUGGGCAAGAGCCGGCCCAGCCGCCCCUCGCAAAGAUACCAGACCAGCGGAGCCUCUCCUGAUGCUAUCCCUAGUGGCCUGAAAGGCUGGGGUACCAAUAACACAAACAUGGAGAUCAGCUGGGAGCCCUUGUUGGACACAGAGCAAAACGGCCCUAACCUGCAUUACUCGGUGUGGUGGAGGCGGAAGGAUACGGGGGAGGAGUGGAACAAUGUGACUACGGUGGGGGCGAAGCACAUUGUCCACGACACAGAGACCUACGUUCCCUAUGAGAUCAAACUGCAGGCCAGGAAUGACUUUGGACCCGGACCUGAGUCCAACAUCAUCAUAGGGUAUUCUGGGGAGGACAAGCCUACAGCCCCUCCUACAGACCUGCAUGUGUCAAAGAUUGACAGCACCAAUGUCAACGUCCACUGGACCCCGGUAGACCCCAACACUGUCCUGGGAGAGUUCAAGGAGUACAGGCUGUACUACUGGCGUGAGGGCAGCAUGGUGAAGGGUCUGCAUGUGAAUAAAGAGAAGAAGACUAAAGGGUUCUACAGUACCGUGGCCCAGCCUACUGGCAUAUUGACAGACCUACAGCCAUACAGCCACUACCGCAUGUUUAUGGUGGUCGCCAACAGUCGUUACGAUGGGCCGCCUAGCAACCAUGCGGAGUUCCAUACCAAGGAAGGAGUGCCAGACCUUCCUCAGUUCUUUAAGAUCGUCCAGAGGAGUCCAGACUCUAUCCACCUGGAGUGGGACAAACCCCUGGAGCCUAACGGUAUUCUGAUUGGAUACACACUCAACUAUCAAACAGUGAACGGGUCACGUGUGGGCCACAUGCAGAUGGAGAGUUUCCUCCCUAACGUGACAGCCUACAGACUCCGCUUGCCAGACCAAGCUAUCCGCUACAGGUUCUAUCUGGCGGCCCUCACAGAGGUGGGAGCAGGGAAGGUCUACACUGAGGAGUCUUCACAUUUCACCAAUGAAGAAUACUUUUUCAGCUCAGUCGAGCCUACAGACGUCUCCGUGUCUACAACUGUCCCUCCUCCUCCUCCUCCCACUACUACCGCUGCUACUUCAACCAUUAGUACUACUACUACUACUACUACUACUACUCCUACUACUACCACAACUGCUACUGCUUCUACUACUGCUACCACUCCUGUGUUGGUCACCAGCACCAAGCAAGCAGAUAAAAAUGUGUUGGGUACAUACAUAGGCAUGGCUCCUGGGAGGGUGAUCUGGAACCUGACGGUGAAGCCUAACAGUAACUACGCUAACAUCAGCUGGAACCACAACUUCCCGACCGGCAGCAGCGAGUUCCAGCUAGAGUUCACACUGGACAGCAAUGGCAGUGUGUCAAGCGUACCAGUGAACCAGCCGCCCAUUAAGCUGGCGGGGCUGAUCGAAGGGGCCAAGUACCGCCUGAGGGUGUACUCCAAUGAAUACCACAGCAUCUCCAGCAAUGUUGUCACCUUUGAGACCAGCGCAGCCUACAUUAAAGACCAGUUGGACAUUGCUACCCAGGGCUGGUUUAUCGGGCUGAUGUGUGCCAUCGCUCUCAUCAUCCUCAUCCUCCUCAUCGUCUGCUUCAUCAAGAGGAGUCGCGGAGGCAAAUAUCCAGUGCGAGAUAAAAAAGAUCUCCCUCUGGAGGGAGUGGAUCAGAAGGGAGAGGAUGGAUCAUUUGACUACCAGAAUGAAAAUGAGAACGAAAAGGACAACAGCAGCGACGAGGACAACAAGCCUCUGCAGGGCAGCCAGAACUCUCUGGAUGGCGGUGUGAAGGAGAGUGACGACAGCCUGGUGGACUAUGGUGAGGGAGGGGAUGGCCAGUUCAACGAGGACGGCUCCUUCAUCGGCCAGUACACUGUCAAAAAGGACAAGGACGAGACGGAAGGCAACGAGAGUUCCGAGGCCACCUCACCCGUCAACGCCAUCUACUCGCUGGCAUAGUCCCCCUGCCCGGCCUGGCCUGGGGAUCUGAAGAACUCCCCCUGGCGGUCGGAGGGUGAUAUUACCACCACUAAUACUACGACCACACACACACACAUACGCAAACACACACACAUAUGAAUAUAAGUGUAUUAAUAUAUUAAACACAUAUACACAUGUAAACACACACAGCACCUGCCUGGAGACUGUUUGACCUCUUAGAGCGGAGGGAGAAACCAUUCCUCUGAGAAUUAAGGGGGUGUGAAUGGAAUGAAGUUGAAGUUACUGUGAGCCAAGCCCUGACGUUCGGCUAUUGACGUUCUAUAUCGAAAUGGCUUGCCAAGGCGAAGUUUGGGAAUCUUCAACAGUACCAGUUUCUCUAUGCUCCUCCUUCUGCCCCUCACACAGAGUGAGUGUGCCUAACGGGCAAGCCUCAGUUGUAGAGGACUAGGAGGAAACGCCGAGGUUUUCAACCAUUUUGUGUGGCUCUAGAGCUUUCUUUGUUUUCAACGUACUCAGCUGUCCCCCCAAACCCCUCUCUUUCUCCCCACACACAUCCUCACGCCCCCCUGUGUCUUUACGGAGCGUCCCUAGGGAAGGAGACACAGACACUCGUCCUAUGAGCAUAUCAGCUCCGGACCACCAACAUAGCAGGAUGUUGGCAGAUAUGUUUAUCACAUUGAUAUUUCCACACAGAGAGAUGGUUUUUUGUUCUCAAUUGAUACAGCAGAUGAGUCAUUUGAAUAUAUGAAUGCUGUAAACAGUGCUAGCUCACCUUCUAGUUCGCUGCAAAACUAUGCAUUACCACCACCUCAUGUUUUUGUGUAAAGUCUGGUUAUUAAUUCAAUUGUUUAUUUUUCAGUGUUGACUUACAGGUUUAAAGAAGAAUAACCUGCUUAAUGAAAUUCUAUCGUUCCCUUGCCUUCCCGCUGUGGUAAAUGUACCUAUGAUUCACCUCUAAACUCAAGUCGUGUGGAGAUAUUAAAAACGGCCACAGUUAUAGCAAUGCUAUUCCUGCCUCAAGCUUUUUUUAUAGUACAAGCUACUACUAUGUCAGUUAUAAAUUACAUUAAAAAAUAUAUUUUAUUUUCAAGCAUGGUAGUACUUUAGUGCAAGAGACCUAGGACAAGUCGCUUGGAGAGGAGGUUUUACCCGCUUUGCUGUUUGUACAUCUCUAUGGCGACUGGCACUCCGAGGAUGUGACUCACUUCCUGUUUACUUCAUGGUUAGCAUGGCUGUGAUCCUUAGGCUUGAUCGGCACCCCUUUUGUAUGCUUCUUUUAUAACAGUUGUUAGAGGCAGGCUGAAUCUGCAAAGGCAGGACUUCUCAACCCUUCAGAACUUAUUUAGAAUCCUAAUUGACUGUUGAACAACUCAAAAUAAAACCAAAACAUAUUUUAUGUCUUUGAAUAUAGGUUACAGACAACUCUGUGAAGGUAUUGAACAUUGAACAUCCCUGCAAAUUCUGCCUGGCCCUAGUCAUCAUUGACAGGUAGCCAUUAUGUCAAGGAAGUGUGAAGAAGUUGGGGUGCACCAAUACAGUAGUGGACCGUUAUUUUACCAAAGAUACUGAUACAGUGGUGGGCUGCCAUUUUACCACCGAUACUGAUACAGUGGUGAACCGCCAUUUUACCAUUUGAUCUUUUCAUUAGUAGAACUCACUAAUGAGUCUUCCUUGAUGUUUCACCUCUUAAAGUGGCAGAAAGCCACAGAAAGUUCACCCAUAUUUUCAACUUUUUACAAUGGCACUACUAAAGUCUUUCAUGUUAAAUCAAAUAGAUCUUAGCUAAUCAAUGGCAAUUAGCUAACGGACGUCACAUUGUUUUUCAGGUGUGUAUUUCAUGUUUUAAUUGAUUACAUUAUGUUUAUAGUAUUCAUUAAUAUAUUAGUAAUUCACUUAUUAAUUGUUGAAUACACAUUUUUGACCAACUGACUUGAUGGUCUCACAUCAGAACCAACUCAGAACCCACGAUAAAGAACUUUCCUGAAUUUGAUAUUGUAAAAAAAUUGCCGUGUGACAUGUUUUGUGGCGAAGGGUAUUUCUGCUGUAAACUAGCAACAUUCACUGUAUGUCACCAUUAAAGAGGUUGUGUUGAUCUAGUCAUUGUGCUGCUCUUCAUGUUGACUAUUCAUGUUAUAUUACUGUUAGUAUUCCAUGUUGGUAUUAUCAUUUAUUUAAUAUACAUUUCACAUAAUACAGGAAUGUAACAUUGCAUUUGUCAUAGUGUAUCUAUAGGUACACGUACUGUAGGUCCUGAAAAAAAUAUGUCUUUGUAAAUAUCCAUGAGGAAAACAAAGAAUCACACAUCUGUAUCCACCAAGCAAAUGUACCUGGUGCAUCUCAUGAUUGGGACUCAAAAUGACUUCAUCAAUGUUGUCCCGAAGAACUUGCAUUGAAAUGUUAAUAGAUGGCUUGUGCCGUCUCUCUGUCGGUAACUUUUCUGAUCAUCACUAAUUCAAAAGAAACAGUUGAGAAGAAACAGUAUAUUGUGGAACAGGUAUACAGUAGGCCUAGUCAGCCCCUUUAUGGUGUAAAUGAAAGUGCUCAUGAAAUGUAUCAUUGUAGCAUUCUCUGCACACAUGUUCAAAGCCUAUUUAAAAAGGGCAUUUGCAGAGUUACCAAAUAGCCAAUUUCCCCCUAUUUUGUUUGUUUUUGUAUUAAGGCAAACCCGGACUUUCUCAAGGCUGCACAGACUCAUCAUGCCUUUCACCAACAUGCCUGCUGCUCCACCCCUCCUGGUGACAGCCCAGUAACUGGUGGCCGUUUUGAAAGGAAUACAUUUGGUAUAGUGCUUCACUCCUUCAAAGAGAUGUCUUUUGUCCUGCCUUCAUCCUCACCUAAGUCUUAAAAGAAAGAAUAUACUGUAUGUCCACCAACAGCCUCUGUGAACUGGUCCUCUUUAAACCUCCUUUCUCCAGCUUCUCAAAGCAAUAUCCGCAUAGAAUUUUGACCCAUUUGUUUUUCAUGUUGUUGCUUUGUGAUCAAGUUCACCAUGACCUCUGGGUACAGUUGCCUACCAUCUACAGACACCUGAUCACUGUAUAAACAUGAGGAAACAGGAGACCAGGAGUGCUGGCAGAGACACAAUACAGUGCCCUUCCUGUUGCUAUAUGCUGUUCUAAACUAAGCAAGACUAAGCGCACAGAGAGACAGUCCACUCUCAAACCUUCAACAAACCUUAGACUGCUGAAUCACGGAAUGUUCGAUGACGGAUUUAGAGCUUCUAGUUCAGAACUUUAGCCUUGAUCUCACCGUUGUUUGUGUUCGGGUCACGAUACUGUACAAGCUCUUUUCCUUGACAGCAUUUGUCCUUUCCCUGUGUGGAUUCUAAAGGGGGAAUUAGUAAACUGGCUAGAAAACACUAAAAAGAGAAUUAUGCAUAUUUGCUGAUACACAGUGCUUUCUUAUGUCUUAUUGUUUGUUUGUGCACAAUGUUUGGAGGUGCACACAGAUGUAGGAUCUUAAUUUGAUCACCCUGCUGCAGGAGAACUUUACUGCAAUGCAGGACAUUUUAAACUUGGAGUGUAUUUGAUGUUUAAAAAGGCUUCUGAAGAAAUGUUAACAUUUCAGACUUGAUUUUCCCAUUAUGAAUAAUGUACCAACCCCUACACAAAUGUCCAUUAAUUAUAAUCCACAUAAUAAUUCAAAUUUCCUGUUGCUGCAGGAAUAUUUCUCUGUUAUAGCAAUCUGGCUCAAAUUAAGUUCCUACAUCUGUAUGCGGUAGUGUGUCUUCUCAUUCUGUUUGUAAUGUUUACAUCGUCUAGACACCGCUCCUCCCCUACAAUAGCAAAUCAACUAACAAGGGGUUACAGAAAUGUAAGAGUGUCUUUGUAUUUUCACAGCUUUGAGUUCAGUUUAUUUGUGAUUCUGCAAAACUGGGAUUUUAUCCGUACAAUGAGACACACAUAACAAUUAUUAAAUUGGAGCUUGGAUUAUUAUAAUUGUUCAUAUUUUUGUUAUGUGUAAUUAUUUUAGUAAAUUUGAAUUUCUCUGUUUACUUUUACAAGUGUAUCAAAGCAGCUUCCCAGUCUUGCUUCUACUCGCGAAAUAACAUAUUUUGUAAGGUACAUCUAAUCAACAGUAAAAUGGCAUAUUAAUAUAUUCACCAUGUAUGCGUGUAUGAUGAGAUGUUGCAACUUCUGCUAGAGACGCCUUCUUUAUAGUAAAGCUAUCUCUUUCUCUAA